Messenger RNA from Gadus chalcogrammus (walleye pollock), 889 nucleotides. Its product is annotated as transmembrane protein 100-like. The transcript has 3 exons. Gene Ontology annotation, biological process: cellular response to BMP stimulus. The record is from RefSeq and is a predicted model, not a curated record. Bases 1 to 504 code for a protein of 167 amino acids. Lineage: Eukaryota; Metazoa; Chordata; Actinopteri; Gadiformes; Gadidae.
AUGCCGUCAGGCGAGCGGAGACUACGGAGGGAAUCCGGGACGCCAGCAGUGGCCAGGCGCCCCCGUUCGCCCCGCGUCCCCAGGAUGGGCUGUGGGCCGGGCCGCCCUGCCUGCCAGGCCCCGUCCCAGGCGGCCGCCGCCGCCGCCGCCGCCGCCGGCUCGGCGCCGGGUCCCGAGGGGCCGUACCUGGAGCCCGGCGCCUCCAGGGUGCCGGACGUGCUCUCGUCCCUGGAGCGUCUGUCCCAGGCCACGGGGGGCAUGGAGAAGUCCUGGUACCGGUGCAUCUUCCCCUUCGGCAUCAUCUCGCUGGUGAUCGGCGUGGCGGGCACGGGGGUGACCUACACCUACAACGACCUGCCGCAGACCAAGGUGGUGUCGCUGGUGCUGCUGGGGGCCGGGCUGCUGCUGGUGCUGCUGGCCGCCACCUGCUGGACGGUCCACGAGCGCAAGAAGAGGAAAAAGAAGGAGGGCGGCUCCUUCACCUCUGAGCAGUGCCCCCUCUGAGGGUGCCGACCCGGGGCCGGACCGCAGAGAGCUGGGGGCCCGGGGGCCAGCGGCCGGGGGGGGCCAGAGAGAGAGAGAGAGGCCGAGACCGCCCCGGAGUCCGGAGGACACGCCAGAACUCUCUUUCCCCCGCCCUUCAGACCCCUAAAACAUCAGACGCGACAAGUGACCUGUUGGAGGAUCCUGUGGGAGAUCUUUUUAAGGGAUCUGUUGGGAGAGCUUUUGGGGAUCCUUUAGUCGAUCUGUCGGGGGAACCUUUGAGGGAACUUUUGGGGGAACUUUGGGAGAUCUUUUGGGGAUCCUUUAGGGAAUCAGUUUGGGGAUCUGUUGGGGGAUCCUUUGGGACCUAUUGGGGGAUCCUUUGGGAGAUCUGUUGGGGGAUCCU